UUGGACUCUGCUCUCUCCUCUCCUGCUAUUCUGCUGGGUGCGGGGUGGGGGGACGUCCCGGAGGCGGGCAGCCUGUAAUGAUUAACCGCACAGACACUCCAGCAUUCUUCCCGAAUUCAACUUUAAAAGAGCUGCCCCGCCUUCUCCCAUUGGGUGUUUUUCCUGAGAGAGUGGGCCGGGCCUCAGAGUCCUGGGUCCUCCCUUCUACUCGGAGUCAUCCCGGGGUUUCUUAACCUUCUCACCUGGGCCCUGCACCCUAAAAGGUUAUAAGCCUCUCCUGUGGGGGCGGGGCUGGAGUGCUGGGGGGCCCGGGGCUCUCCCUCCGCAUCCAGGCCCCGGCCCUGGCCUCAGUGCCCCCAGCCCUUCCCCCUGCUCUGGGAAGCAGGGUUGUUUUCGGUUGGCCCUGAACACUGGGCCCCGCCACCCGCCCUUAGGGCCAGCCAGGUGGGGCGUGAUUCAGGAAGUAAACAAGGAGGUUGGGAGGAUGGGAACGUGGGUGGGGCUGGAGCCGCUAGGGGAGGAGACAGCCGGAAAGCCAAGGCCGGAGUGGCCUCCUUGAGGGGACAUACUCAUUUUGGGGGUCUGUUUUUCCAACCGAAGCUUUCCUGGGGCCUUAGUUUGAGCUGCCAGGCCCACAGCAAGGACCUCUUCCUCCUCCCUGCUCACGCCAUUGGUCUUGACGGUCCCACUCGCCUCCAGCCUUAGAGGGGCUGAAAGACAUGGUGGGGGAUCUGAGGGUACUGCCCAGCCUUGGGCCGGCCCUCCCUGAUCGCUGAGGCCAGGUGCUAAUGUGAUUCGAAUCCACUUCUAAGCCCUUCCAAGCACUAUCCUCCCGAAUUCUCUCCUCCUCUCCCACCCCACUAUUAGUCUGCGACUUCGUCGAAGGUGUGGCCCCCUGCAGCCUGAAAUGAAAUCAUCAGAGCUGUUUGGAGAGGACAAGGCCACACAGCUGGUUCCCUUCAGCCCCUCUGCCUCAGACGCCAUGGAGCUGGAUCUGUCUCCACCUCAUCUUGGUAGCUCUCCGGAAGACCUCUGCCCAGCCCCUGGGACCCCUCCUGGGAGUCCCCGGCCCCCUGAGGCCCCUGUGCCUGAGGAGGUAAAGAGGUCCCAGCCUCUCCUCAUCCCAACCACCGGCAGGAGACUUCGAGAGGAGGAACGGCGGGCCACCUCCCUCCCCUCCAUCCCCAACCCCUUCCCUGAGCUCUGCAGUCCUCCCCCACAGAGCCCCAUUCUCGGGGGGCCCUCCAGUGUACGGGGGCUGCUCCCACGCGAUGCCAGCUGCCCCCAUGUAGUAAAGGUGUACAGUGAGGAUGGGGCCUGCAGGUCUGUGGAGGUGGCGGCGGGCGCCACGGCUCGCCACGUGUGUGAAAUGCUGGUGCAGCGAACUCACGCCUUGAGUGACGAGACCUGGGGGCUGGUGGAGUGCCACCCCCACCUAGCACUGGAGCGGGGUUUAGAGGACCACGAGUCCGUGGUGGAAGUGCAGGCUGCCUGGCCCGUGGGCGGAGAUAGCCGCUUCGUCUUCCGGAAAAACUUCGCCAAGUACGAACUGUUCAAGAGCUCCCCACACUCCCUGUUCCCAGAAAAAAUGGUCUCCAGCUGUCUCGAUGCACACACUGGCGUAUCCCAUGAAGACCUCAUCCAGAACUUCCUGAAUGUCGGCAGCUUCCCUGAGAUUCAGGGCUUUCUGCAGCUUCGGGGAUCAGGACGGAAGCUUUGGAAACGCUUUUUCUGCUUCUUGCGCCGAUCUGGCCUUUAUUACUCCACCAAGGGCACCUCUAAGGAUCCGAGGCACCUGCAGUACGUGGCAGACGUGAAUGAGUCCAACGUGUAUGUGGUGACUCAGGGCCGCAAGUUCUACGGGAUGCCCACAGACUUCGGCUUCUGUGUCAAGCCCAACAAGCUUCGAAAUGGCCACAAGGGGCUUCGGAUCUUCUGCAGUGAAGACGAGCAGAGCCGCACCUGCUGGCUGGCUGCCUUCCGCCUCUUCAAGUACGGGGCGCAGCUGUACAAGAAUUACCAGCAGGCACAGUCUCGCCACCUGCGUCCCUCUUGUUUGGGCUCCCCACCGUUGAGAAGCGUCUCAGAUAAUACUCUGGUGGCCAUGGACUUCUCUGGCCAUGCUGGGCGCGUCAUCGAGAACCCCCGGGAGGCUUUGAGUGUGGCCCUGGAGGAGGCCCAGGCCUGGAGGAAGAAGACAAACCACCGCCUCAGCCUGCCUACACCGGCCUCCGGCACCAGCCUCAGUGCAGCCAUCCACCGCACCCAACUCUGGUUCCACGGGCGCAUUUCCCGUGAGGAGAGCCAGCGGCUCAUUGGACAGCAGGGCUUGGUAGACGGCCUGUUCCUGGUCCGGGAGAGUCAGCGGAACCCCCAGGGCUUUGUCCUCUCCUUGUGUCACCUGCAGAAAGUGAAGCAUUAUCUCAUCCUGCCGAGCGAGGAGGAAGGCCGCCUGUACUUCAGCAUGGACGACGGCCAGACCCGCUUCACUGACCUGCUGCAGCUCGUGGAGUUCCACCAGCUGAACCGUGGCAUCCUGCCGUGCCUGCUGCGCCACUGCUGCACGCGGGUGGCCCUCUGACCUGGCCACAGGCUGGCUCACGCCUCAGCCGCCUUCAGGCUGCCCACCACCCCUCCAUGCAUCUAGUGAACUCCGGGUGUGGCAGUUGGGGACGGGAUGAGGAGCCAGAGGGUUCCCUCAUUCCAGUUUUCUCCUCUGCUUCUUUGCCUCCCUCAGGUAGAAAACAGCACCCCCUCCAGUCCACUCUUGAACCCUCUCCUCAAGGGAAGGCCUGGGGUGGCCCCCUCCCCUUCUCCUAGCUCUUGGGGUGCUGCUGUAGGGCGGGGCAUUAUGGGAGAAGUGGUGCCAGCCCAGGUGGUCUCAUGCCCCACACUUUGUAGAGACUGAGAGGCCAGUUGAUCCGUUCUGUUUUAUACUAGUAACAAUAAAGAUUAUUUUUUGAUA
Saimiri boliviensis boliviensis (Bolivian squirrel monkey) is the source of this 2965-nucleotide messenger RNA. The record is from RefSeq and is a predicted model, not a curated record. NCBI's taxonomy places the organism in Eukaryota, Metazoa, Chordata, Mammalia, Primates, Cebidae.